AUGAAAACCUCGUGGGAAACCAGUAACCAAAGCUAUCAAGGAGAAUUCAUUUUACUGGGAGUGGCUGACCGGCCAUGCUUGGAGAUGUUGCUCUUUGCCCUUGUUCUUGUCUGCUACAUGAUGACUCUUCUGGGCAACACUACUAUCAUUGUUGUGUCGAGACUAGAUCCAGGGCUCCAUACCCCCAUGUAUUUCUUCCUCAGUAAUCUUUCCUUCAUUGACCUUUGCUUCACCACCAGCCUUGGGCCCCACAUGCUGGUGAACUUCUGGAGAAAAAGCAAGACUAUCACUUAUGGUGGAUGUGUGGCUGAAUUGUACAACUCUCUUGCUCUGGGCUCCACAGAGUGUACUUUGUUAGCUGUCAUGGCCUAUGACCGCUAUGCUGCCAUCUGUCAUCCACUGCGCUACAUUAUGAUUAUGAGCCACUCUCUGUGCUUCAUGAUGGCUGCUACCUCCUGGAUAAGUGGCUUCGGUGUCUCACUACUUCAUACAGUGAUGACUCUUAGGCUUCCUCUGUGUGGACAGAAUCGGGUAGAUCAUUUCUUUUGUGAGCUCCCUGCCUUUCUUCAAUUGGCUUGUGUUGACACUUCACUUAAUGAGGUUGUGAUAUUUUCUACUAGCGUAUUGUUCCUUCUAAUUCCAGUUAGUCUCAUCAUGGUCUCUUAUGGCUAUAUAGCUGCUGCGGUUGUGAGGAUUCGCUCAGCUGAGGGCAGAAAGAAGGCCUUCAACACUUGUUCCUCUCACCUGAUGGUAGUCUGGCUCUUCUAUGGCACAGCCAUUUUCAAUUAUUUCCAGCCUCUGUCCAUUUCCUCCCGUGAUCGACGCAAGAUGAUUUCCCUUUUCUAUACCUUUGUCACCACCAUGCUUAAUCCACUGAUCUACACUCUGAGGAACAAAGAGGUGCAUAAAGCUCUCCACAGACUAAUCAAGAAGAAAUAA
Molecule: messenger RNA, 939 nt
Organism: Pantherophis guttatus
Lineage: Eukaryota; Metazoa; Chordata; Lepidosauria; Squamata; Colubridae
Product: olfactory receptor 2G3-like
Biological process (GO): G protein-coupled receptor signaling pathway
Cellular component (GO): membrane
Molecular function (GO): G protein-coupled receptor activity; olfactory receptor activity
Source: RefSeq, a predicted model, not a curated record